UCCAAGGGGAGGUGGAGGUGGAGGUGGAGGAGGGAGGGGGGAGGGGGUGAUGCCGCUGCCGGGUCUGCAGGUGCUGAGGGAGGCCGCCGGCGGCCUCAUGCGAGGCAAGGAGACCCCGGUGAUUCUGGAGCUGGAGGAGUCGCUGCGGGCCAAGGGCGACAUGACCCGCGACGAGGAGCUCAAGAUAUCGGUCUCUAAGGCGAUCGUGACCGUGUCCAAGGCCUUCACCACCGCGACGAGCUCUAUCGUGGUGUACUAUAGUCUCGGCGUUGGACCUAAAUUAUUUGGCAACCCACCUCUUCCCCGAGUACCAAGAAUCUGCAUGGCUGCUGGCAGUGCAUGGUUAUGUGGAAAGUUGAUGUAUUAUACAGCCUUGCAAGCAAGUUCUGAAUACAUUUUGAAAGGUGGAGAAGAACGCAUGAAGAUGGAGCUAGCUAACAUAAUACUUAAUAAGCAUAGUGAUGAAAGAACACUGGUUGAAGCUGUAAAAGAGCAUUUCUUUGCUGAGCAUCUAUUUAGUGACCAGUAUCAAGAUAGGCCUCUUUUCAGGUGGCGUCUCCGCCAUACCUAUGUCGACCAUUCUUUUAUGGAAAGGGUCAAGGAGAUUGAAGUUAACAGCUCAGAUGAGGGAUCUGGAUCAAUUUCUGGACAAAGAACCACAAACAUUGGAUCAUUUGGAGACCUCAUGGAGGACCCACUGGCUUGUAUACUUGGAUCUCCAGACGGCAACACAGAAAGCAGCAAGUUCGCUGAGGACAGAGGUACAAUCGUGACGAGAAGGGAGGUCCAAGCCCACAGAAGAAGUUACCGGCAUCAUCGUCGACAUGCUCACAAAGCUUCUGUAGUAUGACUUGUGAUAUCUAUAUCAGAGAUUGAGGGUUGUUAAUGCUAGGAUUAUCAUUCGAACUUUCAGUGAGACAACCAAUAGGAGUGGAUUCCUGGGAUGAUUAUUCUCGUCCACGACCAGAAUGAACCCCAUACGGAUGUUUGAUGUUUCUGCAAUGUCUAGAGUUUCUGUUUGGCGCAUUGCAGCCUUGAACUUCAACUGAAACAUAUGUUUUUGGCUUACAAUUUGAUCGUUACAAAUUGCCUGAAACCUAUUGUGCCCAGCUGCAGUGCUGCGCCUGUGCACCUGCGGAUUGCAGCCUUGUACUCCAACUGAAACAUUUGAUCCUUUUUCUUUUCCUGGUUGAAAAUGCUUCAUGCUGAAUGGAUCAACUUAAAACUUGUUGUGUCUCUGAUUACUGUGAGUG
Oryza brachyantha (malo sina) is the source of this 1253-nucleotide messenger RNA. RefSeq lists its product as uncharacterized. The transcript has 7 exons. Bases 50 to 850 code for a protein of 266 amino acids. The record is from RefSeq and is a predicted model, not a curated record. Lineage: Eukaryota; Viridiplantae; Streptophyta; Magnoliopsida; Poales; Poaceae.